Oncorhynchus gorbuscha (pink salmon) is the source of this 2664-nucleotide messenger RNA. RefSeq names its product kremen protein 1-like. The transcript has 11 exons. The coding region runs from base 244 to 1647 and encodes 467 amino acids. Gene Ontology annotation, biological process: multicellular organism development. The record is from RefSeq and is a predicted model, not a curated record. Lineage: Eukaryota; Metazoa; Chordata; Actinopteri; Salmoniformes; Salmonidae. Gene Ontology annotation, cellular component: plasma membrane.
UGCCUUGGAGUUCACUUCAGACUUCUAUCGCGGACUUGGAACGACACCUCCACACAAAACGAUUCGCCGCAUCAGUCCGCAUCAGGCAGCGUUCAGAGCAACAGUUCACCUGCGUACGAAGUUCCCGAACACUUUCCAGUCUCAGUACUCCUCGCACAGAACACGACCAUAACCUACCCAAGACAAGUCCCACUCUCGUUCUCUCUCUCGCUCUCUCUCUUUCUCUCUCUCAAUACUUGAGCGAUGGAUUCAUUUUUGACAAUCACGGCUGCCCUUCUACUUGUUGGUUCUUUAUCUUCGACUGCUUCGAGACAAUUCGACACUGAAUGUUACACAGCCAAUGGAGAGGACUACAGAGGCUGCCAGAACCAGACAAGCCUCCUGGGUGGUAAGCCCUGCCUCUUCUGGAACGAAACCUUCCAGCACCCCUACAACACCCUCAAGUACCCCAACGGAGAGGGUGGUCUUGGCAGCCACAACUACUGCAGGAACCCUGAUGGUGAUGUCCAGCCGUGGUGUUACAUCGCUGACCAUGAAGACGGAAUCUACUGGAGAUACUGCGACAUACCCACCUGUCAGAUGCCUGGUAACCUGGGCUGUUUUAAGGACAGUGGUGACCCUCCCACCCUGACAGGGAGCAGUCAGACCUCUAACAAACUCACCGUCCAGAACUGCAUCAGCUUCUGCCGUAAACAGAGAUACAUGCUUGCCGGGAUGGAGUCGGGUUAUGCCUGUUUCUGUGGCAACGACCUGGACCUGCGUCGCCAUGGCCAGGCGCCCAGCAUGGAAUGCAACCACGUGUGUUUCGGUGACCACACCCAGCCUUGUGGGGGAGAUGGAUGGGUCAUCGUCUUCGACACUCGAGUGGGGGCAUGCGGCGGUAACUACUCUGCGCUCUCUGGGGUGGUCUACUCCCCUGACUUCCCUGAUAAGUACGGGGCCGGAAGGGUUUGCUACUGGACUGUCCAGGUCCCUGGAGCCUCCGUGAUCCUGUUUAACUUCACCUUCUUUGACAUCUCGGACCAGACAGACAUGGUUGAACUGCUGGACGGCUACACCAACCAGGUGGUGGCGAGGUUUGAUGGUCGUACCCCUCCCCGGGAGCUGGUCAACGUCACUGGAGACUAUGUUAUCCUCUACUUCUACUCAGACCGAACCAACCAGGCACAGGGCUUCGCUGUCACCUAUCAAGCUCUGAGAGGUUCCAGGCCUAUGGAUGAAGAAGAGGAGGAGGAGGAAGAGGACACCAGUACGGUGGAGCCUCAGCUGGGAGGAGUAACGGAGAAAACUAAUGGUCGCUCCUCACAAAUCCUCUACGUAAUAACAUCCAGUCCUGGUAAACCGGACCACAACAUGCCAGGUCAGUGGGUCGGACCCAACGGUACCAACGGAUACACCUCUAAGUGGACCAUCUACACUUUGGCUGCUCUCCUGACUCUGACAGUCGUUGUCAUGGUGACCAAACUACUGCUUCAUGUCACAGUCAAAUCUCCCAACAUCCCGACCAUCAGUGGUUCAGAGAGCUGCAGCGGUCAGAGUUCUGGGUCUGAGCCCUGGAUCAUCCUUUACCAGCCCUCCACCAUCUCUCUUUUCAAGAAAAAGCUAAAGAACCACCACGGAGACCUCAGCCCUCUGGUGGGCAACUAGGGAAAUGCAGUCUGGUAUACUACUGCCAUCACUACUGAACCCUGUACCAGGGCCUACCGUACCAGAGCUAGCAACAGAGCUGGCCGCCCCAAAUCAAUGAGACUCCAUGGGGCACUGAGCUACAAAGCUAACAUGCUAACUAAUGACUGAUUCACUGACUCACUGAGAGACUACUACCAAAAUGGCCCAGACAUGGCUGUCUGUGUCUGCUGUGUACAAGGCAGGAGAGGAGAGUAGAUGUACAAACAGCUCAAGGUGGACAUUUUACUGCAGGGCACUCAUAUUCUUGGGGUUCUACUUCCAUUGUCUCUCCAUGGAUGUCUGAUAGAUUAUUGAAGUCCUCCUCUAAAGACAGGGGUUGGCUGGGGCCAAAUCAGAUUCCAGUUUCCACAGGACUCCUCCAGAAUGCAGGUCUUCCAUUGUAACUGUUUCCAAGUGGGGCACAAAAUGACAGACUACGCAUCUCUCCUCAUUUAAUAAUCUGCGAACAACAAAGGGAGCCAUGCAUAUUCCCUGUCAGUGACUGUGACUGGUGUCUCACAUGGAAAAGGGGGGUUGAAUCCUGAUCGUUAUCAAGGGACGAGGACAUCAACCCCGACAUAUUACGGUACAUGUAACUCUGACUCAGUUAUGUAAGUACAAUUAAUACCACUAUGGACAAUCGGCAGUUAUUGAACCACCACAGCCAGCUAAGCCUGAAAGGGACCCCCUUUCCUCCUGGACAGCAGCGAGUUACCUGUAAUUAUGGUGUGUUAUGUAGGCCAGUGUUAGGUAUAGAGAGAGAGACGAGAGGUGAUUUACCUGCCCUGUCUGGAGCGAGGAGAAUAGAUAGCAUGAGUAAGUCCUGAAGAAAGAACGCAUCUAAAAAAAGACAUGAAUACAGAGAGAAAAAACAACACUCUCUCUCUAUGCCACACUGCCUCUUCCUCACUCUCUCUCUAUGCCACACUGCCUCUUCCUCACUCUCUCUCUAUGCCACACUGCCUCUUCCUCACUCUCUCUCUAUGCCACACUGCC